Messenger RNA from Hyaloperonospora brassicae, 1257 nucleotides. The record is from the annotation of a GenBank genome assembly. NCBI's taxonomy places the organism in Eukaryota, Oomycota, Peronosporomycetes, Peronosporales, Peronosporaceae.
AUGUACGCCAUGUCCCGCAACGACGUGCGAGACGUCGACCGUCGCCGCAAACAACGCGACCUCAAGCGGCUGUACCGCGAACGCUGCAGAAACGAUGUGCAGGCUAUGCAGACGCAAGUGGCUCAGCUCGAGCGCACGCUCGACGUGCUGCUUGGCGCCCACCGAGACACGACUUCGCCGUCCAGUCGGGCGCUGUCUCUGCUCAAGGAGCAAUACGCGACAGCGACGGACGAGCUGAAAGCGCUGCGCCGUGCGGCCGCAGCGGCGCAGCGAAAGUUGGCCAAGUACGACGGGUUUGCGUCGUCGCUCACAGUGUAUUUGGCCGACGUCGACGCGGCGCCCGCUGUCCCGGCGGCAACGCUGGCGCUCGACCCGUUGUCGCUACCAGAGUCGGUUUCUACCACAGACCCGCGCGCGCGAUUGACGUUGGAAGAGUGUCAGGAACUGAUCAAGAAGUGCUACGACGAGAUCUAUGGCCGGCGGUUUCACGGACAGAGCUUGAGCUCGGGCAUGCACAUGCUGGGCUGGGAGGACCAAAUGUUCCUCGACGGCACGACGGUGCAGUUCUCGAUGACGAAGCGGAUCAACGGCAUGUCAGCCCACGCGCUCAUGAACAAGACGUGGGCCAUAUUGACCACCGCAGAGCACAUGCGCACGAUCCAGUAUUCGACGCUUGGCCUAAAGGUGCUGCAUAAGAUCAGCGAAGAUGCACUGGUGCUCCAGCGCUGCGUGCACCACCCGCAGCUGAAAACCGUGUCGUGGAACAGUAUGGUCAUGUUCCGGCUACGCUGUCCUCGUGGCUAUGUGCUAGCAUACCAGGCUGUUGACCAUCCAGCCUACGCCAAAGUGCACACCGAGGCCUGUAGUGGGCAUGAGUUCCUCUGGGACCAAGACUCGCGACCCAAGUUUUCCUGCGUCAAGACGUUUCAGUGGAUCCUCUUCGAGGGAGACGAGCAUCUUGGCUCGGGCAUGGACAGCGAGGGCUUUGAUUUCGAACUGCUGAGUUCCACCAGCGACCGCAAAGGUCCGUCGUUUUCCGACGUCCGAACGGAUGCAUCGAGAAGAAGCAGAAGAGGAAAGAGCGAGGCUCGAGAGCCGUUCCAAGAGCCGUCGCAUUGCGCGUCCGGUGUCAAAGUCUCAUAUGGGGGCAAAGUGGACAACCAGGACGCGUCCUACGCUCGUUUCUACAUGUUUGAGGUUCUCACAUACAUUAUCCGAUGGGAGAAUGCCGUCGGCUCUGCGCGGCUCACGUUUUGA